GAGGGGGGAGGAACUGUGGUGUUCACGAGCUCAUCUGUGCCAGACGAGAUCAUUUACUAUGUACAGAGGCAGAAGUACUGGUAGUGCUUUUUAGGAACAGCUGGCUCUAAAGAGGAUAUUCAUUUUGAGAAGCAACAAGCUGUCAGUGGAGAGUCCUGACAAUCUCUCACAUCUCAGCGGCUAUAAGACCAACCAGACAGUGCCUCUGAUGAGCUAAUCUAGAGGUCAGCGUGGUGACGGGAUCCCUGACUGAGAGAUGGCCUUCUUCAAGAGCUUCCAGCACAACCUCCCAUCUGUCAACAUUUCCUCCAUCUUGGACUCGGUCACCAGUCGUGUGGACGACCUGGCCAACGCCGUCAGCGACGUCACUUAUGCUGUCAGCGACCAACUGACCGAGCAGGUGACCACCAUCAUAAACAAGGUGCAAGAUGAGGAAGAUGUGGGCAACAGCAGUAGCCAGGAGUCGGGUCAGGCUUCCACAGCACAGGACGGGCCACAGACCAGCAAUAAAAGCAUGUGGCAAAGGUCCAGAGACUCAGAAACGAGCAACACAACCUCAAAGACCAACCAAGCCGGUGAUAGUACAGAGGCAGAGUACACUGCGAGCCAGCUGGAGUGGGAGUGGAGGGACGGAUGCUGGCGAGUUAAAAAGACGGAGGCCGAGUUAGCAGAGGAAGAGAAGAGGAAGAAAGAGGAGAAAGAGCUGUGGGAGAAGAGGGAGCAGAGGAGAAAAGAAAGGAGACAGAAGCAGCUAGAGAAAGAAGCCAGGUUACAAGAAAACAAAGAGGAAUCCCAAGAUGGAGGGCAAGAGGAGGAAACUGGCGACAAUGGAAAAGAUAGACAGGCGAGUGACAGCGGAGAACAAUCGGCUGCUCAGCAAAGAGAAGAUGACUGCUCGGAUGAAGCUCCUCGGCCACCUGCCCACCCCGACGCUGAAAGCAGCUUAUCAGAACAGAAAGAGCGAAAAGUGGGGGAGGGAGAAGGAGAGGACGCGAAGGAGGACAGCCUCGAGAGAGAGGGAGACGAUGAGGAAGAGGCCGAGCUUUCAAGAGCUUCCUCCACAGUAAAAAAGAAAAAGUCAGACAAGAAGAAAGGGAAAGGAGCAAAAGGGGUUUCGAAGAAAUCGGAAGAAGUGUCGGAUGUGGAGAAAAAGAAGGAGAAAGGGAGGAAGAGCAAGAAGAAAAAGAAAAGCAGCCAAGAUGUGGUUUUAUCAGACAGCGAGGAGGAGAAAGGCCCCGAGGCUGUAGCCCAGCCGAACACAACCUCCGUGUGGAGUAACAAAGAGUCCACCGAGCAGGGGGGCUACAGCAGCGAAGCCUGCAGGGAACAGGGCAACAGCAUCCAGAGGAUAAAGAAGGAUCCCUCCCUCAGUGAGCCCCAGCCUCCUCCGUACCAGGACGAGGUCUCGGCGGCGCACGCGUCCUCUCGCUCCCGCUCGGAGAGAGGGGUCAGGAGGGGGUCGUCCCCACAGCGCUGCGACAGCCCCCGCUGCUCCAGUGAGGCCAGCGUGGAGCAGGACACCGAGAGCUACCUCAACAAAGGCUGCGAGGAGGACAUACCCAGUGACAGCACCGCUGUGCUGGGUCCAGAGGAUGGCUCUGGUCCUCAGCUCCCCACAGCCUACGAGCCAGAGCCACUCGCCAAAUACGGCACGCUUGACGUGGCGUUCGAGUACGACUCCAGCGAGCAGUAUCUGGCCGUCACGGUCACAGCGGCGACAGACAUUCCUGCCCUUAAACAGACGGGCAACAUCGCGUGGCAGGUCCACCUGGUCCUGCUGCCCACCAAGAAGCAACGGGCCAAGACGGGCGUGCAGAAGGGCCCGUGUCCUGUCUUCACGGAGACAUUCAAGUUUUCCAGGGUGGAACAGGAGGCCCUGGGGGACUACGCUGUUCGCUUCCGUCUGUACAGCAUCAGGCGGAUGAAAAAGGAGAAGGUCCUCGGAGAGAAGGUGUUCUACCUGACUAAGCUCAACCUGCAGGGCAAGAUCGCUCUUCCUGUCACGCUGGAGCCGGGCUCUGAACUCACAGGUUGCGGCUCUCUAGUGAGCGUGUCUCGCAGCGCUGGAGCUCUGUCCUAUCGCUCCACGGAAGACUCGUCCUUGCCAGAGAUCCUCUUGGGUCUCAUUUACAACUCCGCCACGGGACAGUUAUCAGCCGAGGUCAUCCAGGGAAGCCACUUCAAAACCGCAGCGUCUGAUAAACCCGUCAAUGGUCUGUUCUGUUGUAUAAAACACUUUGUAGGGGGGCAGCUUUACAUCAUGAGAGACACCUACGUGAAGCUGACCAUGCUGGACUCCAAGGGGAAGGAGAUGUCCAAGUGUAAGACGGCCGUUUGCCGCGGGCAGCCCAACCCCACCUACAAGGAGACGUUUGUGUUCCAGGUGGCGCUGUUCCAGCUGUCCGAGGUGUCGCUGGUGCUGACGGUGUUCUGCCGCCGGAGCAGCAUGAGGCCCAGGGAGAGGCUGGGUUGGGUCUCUCUGGGGCACAACAGCUCCAGCGAGGAGCAGCAGGCCCACUGGACAGAAAUGAAGGAGGCGGAGGGACAGCAGGUGUGCCACUGGCACACGCUUACUGACACAUAGGAGGAGGAUUUAUGAAGACUGAGCUUGCGUUCACAGCAUUCACAGUGUGUGUGAUGAGUGUGUGUGUAUGUGUGCUGCAUACAGGUGUGAGGACAGGCAUGGAUUCCCAGUCUUCACUGCCAGAGACUGCAUGAUUACCCUUUAAUCUGCCACUUUCCUCUGAGGGAGAGAUUUAAUUGUUGGAGGUGGGAGGUGGAAGCUCCAGCGUUUUUACCGACGGGGAAAAAAGGAAACGGCAAUUAAUGACUUUAUUAUCGCUGAACUAACCAAAAACAGAAGGAAACGGUUUGUUUCCCUGUAAUUCUGCCUACAGCGAGACCUGCAUGUACACUUACUGUUUACAGGACAAUUUCAAAGACCUAACAUUUUCUGUCUCUGAAUCUUGGACCAAAGAGCUCGGUCCGGGUCUAGCAGACUCCUCCUUGUUUUCUUCUUGGGCUCCUCUGGACUUCAAGCUGCCACCAGCAUACCAGACAUUUCUCUGUCCGUCACAGGCAUUGACAAAAGAGAAGGCGAUGAAAAGACUGUUACAAAGGGCCUGCGACAUGCUGCAUCUGUGCUUACAAGCUACGCUUUGUGCAGUUUGUUAACGUGCACAUGACAUUAUGCAAGAUCCAGUGGUUCCCUCUUUUCAUGUUUUUGGAUUAUCAGUCAAAUGGUUUACCAGUUUUAUGAGCGUCUCUCUGGGGUAUGUCCCACACAAAAAGAGAUUUUUUUUUUUAUGGUGGUCUUGCAUAACUCGGUACACUAUGCAUCUGACGCCACUUUAAACGAGAGGAAUGAAAUUGUGUCUUGUGCUUGUUGAGUCUCUUACAGAAUUGGACACAGCUCUGCAUGCCACUCGUAUCAAAGAGCAGCUUCCUUUUCCUGUGUAAUACAGACUGAGCCUCUUACACCAUUCAGCCUUCUGACAACUCAGCCAUGUUCAUUCAUGUGGAAACACGGUGCUUCCCGCUGAGGAGUAAUAUGCAAAAGCCUGUGCAGUCCAGUAAACCUGAGUGUUUCUGUGAGGCAGUGCUGAUGACAGCCAAGGCUGUGCUGGUUGUGAUGCGAGUUGGAGGGGCAAAAUGACAUUACGG
Scatophagus argus is the source of this 3663-nucleotide messenger RNA. RefSeq names its product synaptotagmin XIVb (gene syt14b). Bases 257 to 2584 code for a protein of 775 amino acids. The transcript is spliced from 10 exons. NCBI's taxonomy places the organism in Eukaryota, Metazoa, Chordata, Actinopteri, Scatophagidae. The record is from RefSeq and is a predicted model, not a curated record.